AUGGGCGCACACUCAGCUAUCUGGCAAGGCUACGUCGACUCCAGCCUGAUGGGCUCGGGUCAAUUCGACAAGGCCGGUAUCCUCGCCGCCGACUUCUCCGGACUGGAGGCUCAGUCCCCGGGCUUCGAGCUCUCCCAAGAGGACAUCAACUCCCUGGCCUCGGCCUUUACCUCGCCCGACAAUGCCUUCGCCAACGGCUUCUCCAUCGGCGGCGAGAAAUUCGUCACCAUCAAGGCUGACCCCCGCAGCCUGUACGGCAAGAAGGGCAAGACCGGCGCCAUUGUCGUCCGCGCCACCGCCUGCACAAUGAUCGCUCACCACGGUGAGGGCGCCCAAACUACCAACGCCGCGACCGUCGUUGAGAACCUGGUCGACUACAUCAACAACCCGAAAUAA
This is a messenger RNA of Penicillium argentinense, 396 nucleotides long. RefSeq names its product profilin (gene pfy1). The transcript has 5 exons. The coding region runs from base 1 to 396 and encodes 131 amino acids. Gene Ontology annotation, molecular function: actin monomer binding. NCBI's taxonomy places the organism in Eukaryota, Fungi, Ascomycota, Eurotiomycetes, Eurotiales, Aspergillaceae. The record is from RefSeq and is a predicted model, not a curated record. Gene Ontology annotation, cellular component: cell cortex.